Molecule: messenger RNA, 795 nt
Organism: Fonsecaea nubica
Lineage: Eukaryota; Fungi; Ascomycota; Eurotiomycetes; Chaetothyriales; Herpotrichiellaceae
Exons: 3
Coding region: 1-795 (264 amino acids)
Molecular function (GO): oxidoreductase activity, acting on the CH-OH group of donors, NAD or NADP as acceptor
Source: RefSeq, a predicted model, not a curated record
AUGGCCCUCACUUUCCCGGCCAUGUUCUCGCUCGAGAAUAGGACCGCCGCCGUCACAGGCGCGACAAGAGGCAUCGGAGCCGCAAUGGCUGUGGCCCUGGCAGAGGCUGGGGCUGAUAUCGUCUUGGUCCAGAGAGACGACACCAAUACGACGACAAAGACCGCCAUCGAAGCCCUCGGCCGCAAAGCCUCCAUCUACACGGCCGACCUGGCCUCACAGUCCGAGGUUUCUAGCCUCGCACUCAAAAUCCUCAAGGAAGGCGGCCACGACGUCUCCAUCCUGGUGACGUGCGCGGGGAUCCAGCGGCGACAUCCCGCGCACCAAUUCCCCCUCGCGGACUGGGACGAGGUGCUGCAGGUGAACCUGCGGAGUGUCUUCACCCUGUGCCGCGACUUCGGGGCGUACAUGCUCACGCGACCUCUCCCGACGGGUGGUGGGAGAAGGGGUUCCAUCGUCAACAUCGCCAGCCUGGUCAGCUUCUCCGGCGGGCUGACCGUCCCGGCCUACGCGGCCGCAAAGGGCGGCAUCGCCCAGCUCACAAAGGCCCUCAGCAACGAGUGGGCCGGCCGCGGGGUCAACGUCAACGCCAUCGCGCCGGGGUACGUCCACACGGACAUGAACGAGGCGCUCAUCAACGAUGAGACCCGCGCCAGACAGAUCCUCGAGCGCAUCCCCAUGGGUCGGUGGGGGACGCCGGACGAUUUCAAGGGCGCGGUCGUCUGGUUGGCCAGUCCGGCGAGUGCGUAUGUAUCGGGGCACGUGCUGGUUGUGGAUGGGGGGUGGAUGGGGAGGUAG